This is a messenger RNA of Raphanus sativus (radish), 1664 nucleotides long. RefSeq names its product polyadenylate-binding protein RBP47B. The record is from RefSeq and is a predicted model, not a curated record. Lineage: Eukaryota; Viridiplantae; Streptophyta; Magnoliopsida; Brassicales; Brassicaceae. Bases 161 to 1438 code for a protein of 425 amino acids. The transcript has 6 exons. Gene Ontology annotation, cellular component: cytosol. Gene Ontology annotation, molecular function: mRNA binding.
GCAGCCUUUCUCUCUCUCUCUCCCCCCUGCUUCCCUUUUAAGACCAAACAUCUCUAUCUCUCUCUCUCUUUCAGCCAUUACAAGAGCUCAACGAGCUCUCUAUUCUCUACACACUUCUUCUUAAAAGAGGAAAAUCGGAUCUUAACAAUUUUUUUUCAAGAUGCAGACGACCAACGGCUCAGAUUCAUCGUUAGCAGCAACUCCCGGAGCGACGACGCCUCCGCCGCCUCAGCAGUGGCAACAACAACAACAACAGCAACAUUGGAUGGCGGCCAUGCAGUAUCCAGGCGCAGCGGCUAUGAUGAUGAUGCAGCAGCAACAGAUGAUGAUGUAUCCUCACCAAUACGUUCCUUACAAUUAUCAGCAGCAGCACCAUCCUCACUUCCAAUACGCGUCGUAUCAACAGCAACACAAGACACAUGAGCGUGGAUCUGGAGAUGAUGUGAAGACUCUAUGGAUUGGUGAUCUUCUUUAUUGGAUGGACGAGACAUAUCUCCACAGCUGCUUUUCUCACACCGGCGAGGUUUCUUCUGUGAAAGUGAUUCGUAACAAGCUAACAUGUCAAUCAGAAGGGUAUGGUUUUGUUGAGUUUCUUUCACGAGCUACAGCUGAAGAGGUUCUUCAGAACUUUAACGGUUCAGUAAUGCCAAACUCCGAGCAGAUUUUCCGUCUAAACUGGGCAUCUUUUAGCACCGGUGAGAAGAGAGCAGUUGAGAAUGGUCCAGAGCUAUCUAUAUUCGUUGGAGAUUUGUCUCCAGAUGUGACUGACACUUUAUUGCAAGAGCUCUUUGUUGAGAGAUAUCCAUCUGUCAAGAGCGCUAAAGUUGUGAUCGACUCCAACACUGGCCGGUCUAAAGGUUACGGUUUUGUUAGGUUUGGUGAUGAGAACGAGAGAUCAAGGGCUUUGACGGAGAUGAAUGGAGCUUACUGUUCCAACAGGCAAAUGCGUGUAGGUGUUGCGACCCCUAAAAGAGCCGUUGCUAAUCAGCAACAACAGCAUCAUCCUUCAAUAGCUCUGAUACUGGCUGGUGGACAAGGAGCAAAUGGUUACAUGGCUCAUGGCUCACAGUCUGAUGGCGAAUCAAACAACUCAACAAUAUUUGUUGGUGGAAUCGAUCCUGAUGUUACUGAAGAAGACCUCAGACAACCUUUCUCCCAGUUUGGAGAGGUUGUUUCAGUGAAGAUCCCAGUAGGCAAAGGAUGUGGAUUCGUCCAAUUAGCUAACAGGAAGAGUGCUGACGAUGCCAUCCAGAGUUUGAACGGGACAGUCAUAGGCAAGAACACUGUCAGACUUUCUUGGGGAAGAAGCCCGAACAAGCAGUGGAGAGGAGACUCAGGGCAGCAGUGGAAUGGAGGAUACUCACAACGAGGACAAGGUUACAACAAUGGAGGAUAUGCUAACCACCACGACUCCAACACCUAUCCUGCCGAGACUUGAAACUCAAUUUGAUCAUUGGUCAUGGUGGUUAAAAAACAUCUGUCAUUGCUAAACUUGUAGUGGAAAAAAAAAGAAAGAAUUUUCUUAGAUGGAUUUGAUUUUGAUAAGACUUAUGCUGUUGUUUGGAGAUUCACAAAUUUUGGUUACUGCUGGUUUCUCUCAGACUAACACGAAUGGUUGUGUAACACAACUUGCGUUUGUUGGAUCAUUUCCACUUAAAAACCUA